AUGGGGUGUACACCUUCCCACAAUGACGUUGUUAAUAGCGUUGCUAAGAGUGGCAUCCAGUUUUUUAAAAAGCCCAAAGCAAUUUUGCCGGGACGUCAAGGGGGCGGUGGAAGAUGCUCCAUCCCUUUGCUACUUCCAAGCUCCACCUGCUAUGACUCUGGGGGAGACCCGACCCAGGGACAGAGGCUGACAGAGGAGCAGCCGAGGGCCAGGUGGACCCAAAGCCCAGCUGAAGGUCUCUAUCAGCUCACAAGAGAUCCCACUGCAGGCAAAGGGAAAGAUAUGGAAGGACUGCCCCCAGAAACCAGAAUCUCCGCAUCCCAGCUGGACAAAUCACAAAGCCACAUGGCUCAGGACCUUCCAUCCAAGACACAGAGCUCCCACGGGUCACAGGGGACAGUCUCUUCUGGGGAAGAGAGUGAAGAAAGGAAUACCCAGCAAAGGAAGCUGAGAUGCCACACGUGUGGCCAACAGGGCCAUUGCUGCCAGACCAUCCUUCCUGCUCACGAGCCUGAAGGCAAAGUGGAUUUCCCUGAGCCCCUGGUGAAGGCCCACCGGCACGCCUACACCUACCUCCACACCUGCAUCUCCAAAUAUGAAGCAAUCCUGUCCAUCACCCAUCAGGCCACCCAGACCCAAGAGCUGCUGCAGCCCAUGGUCAGCUUCCUGCUGCUAUGCUUUGAUGAGGUCAACCGGCUCUUGGGGGAGAUCUCCAAGGAGGGAGAAAUGCUCCUCCAGGAAGUUCGGGACGAUCUGGCUUGGCCGUUGAGGAAAGGAGAGCCUCAGGACCAGCCAGAUCUCCUGCAACAGCUUCUGCAGUACACAGUCAGCAAGCUGCUGGUGCUCAGUGGCACGGUGGCCUCGAUCACUGGCCGCUUCCUGGAGGGCUCCAGCAGUUACCACCAUGACACCGCGAGCCACUUGGGAAAGAAGCUGAGCACAAAGAGGGGUGUGGAUGAACGCCUCCUGCGGGCUCUGGGGCAACUGGAGAACUUGGCGAGUGGCCACGGGGACCCUGGGAUGCAGGGUGCGCCCUUGUGCUCCGAGGACAGUGGCAUUGGUGGGGACAACGACUCUGUGCAGCUGGUGGACAAGCUGGGCAAGCAAGCCAGCUGGGACUCGGUGUCGGAGCCCGCAGAACGGAAGCUGGUGCUUUCAUCCACGGUGGAAGCCAGGCUGUCAGGACAGGCCUGGCAGCAAAGUCCUUUCCAGAUGGGUUCAGACACACCCCAGGACUGCCCCCUCUGGAGGCCUCCAUCGGCAAAGGUUCGGCCCGCGGCACAGGGUGGAGCAGGGGGCCCUUGCCCCUCGAGCACAGGCCCAGAAACUACGACCGCCAGGCCUUUGGGGAUGGGCAAAAGCACUCGGUGUGAUUCCCUUGGGAUGGGGGUCUCCACAGAAGCACAUUUUCCUAAAGGCUCCCGCUUGGUGGACACUCCUUCCGUCACUGAAGGGGAGGACAGUAGCCCAGAGGAGGAGGAGGACCAGGUGAGUGGCAUGAGUCUGGGUCCACAGCAGGAAAACUCUUUCCCUCCAAGGCCGCGCUCUUCACCUGGUGGCCCGGAAGGCCCAUUUCAGCCACACCCCAGGAAGCUCAGGAAGCCCCAAGCCCAGGAAAUGAUUCUGAAGAUGAAGGAAGCAAUCAGCGAAAGGAUCAAGUUUGUCCCUGUGCCUUCUGGGCCCCAGGACUGGGCCGACGAGGACGAGAGGAGGACGGCGGUCCCCCCGAGACCCAGCACAGCCAGCGGCAGCACCAGGGCCCCUCUGAGGCAGAGGAGGUCCCAGUCAGAGGGGUGUCUGAAGAGCCAAGUGGAGGACUCCACCCUCCAGGAGCUGCAGAGGGUCCAGAGAGACCUGAGCCGGAGGCUGGAGGCAUUUUACGCCCUGGGUGCGCGACAGCAGGGGCAGAGCCCGGAGCAGGUUGCGCAGCCCCGCGCCGUGGCUUGGAGGUCCGACACCUGCGGGAGCGCGCCGAGCAUCACCAGCAGCAAGCUGAAGGCAUCCCUCACCAAGAACUUCGUCAUUUUACCGAGUCAGGACAAGAGCAUCGUGCAGAAAUGCAGUCCCCGCCCUGAGAGCGAACAGCCCCGGCAGGGGGAGCCUGAGGGGCUGCCAGUCGUCAUCCCAUCGGGUGAGAAGACCAGUGAGGCUCGGGGGGCCGAGGACUGGAAUGUCAGGGCCUGUCCCACCAGAACAUCGGUCAAGAAACUCAUUGAAACUUUUAGUCCCACUGAGAGUCUGAGGACCCUGGGAGAUUCCAAGGACGCCAGGCCAAGCCCCUGCCUCAGGAAGUGGGGGGUCCCCCUCAUACCCCCCAGAUUUCCCAUUUAUAGGGGGCUUGCCCCUUUGUAUCCAAAGCCCCGAAUUUCUCCAGCAGCGAGUGGAGAAUCUCUCAAGCUGGGCCCAGCCUGGAGGCCCUUAGCUCCUAUUUUCCCCCCUCUGCUGACAGCAGGAGCGUCCAAGAGGGAGGACCUCAAUUUCAACUAUGAAACAGAAGAGGACCCAGAGCAUCUGCCUCCACCGCCUCUGGAAAUCCUGAUGGACAAAUCGUUCACCUCUCUGGAGCCCCCAGAGAGCAGCAAGCCAGCAGGAAGCUCCUCCAACGGGACCCAUGCACCAGGGCCGGGAGGGGCUGACCCUGCCCUGAGAACGUGGGCUUCCCCAAAGCUAAGAGCCUCCAUGAGCCCCACUGACCUGCUACCCAGCAAGAGCACGACUGCCCCCACCAGGCCCCACAGCACAGGGCCAGGGGGCAGCAAGAGUGGCUGCAGUACCAGAAAGCUCACCUUGGACCUGAGCCACCCACCAGCAACCAGCGGAAACCCAGAGGUGGAGGGCAGAGGGGCUCAGAGUCAGGCACCCGCAGACAGGGCCACCAGCCUGUCCAAGCAUCCCCAGAAGGCCAUCCCCUGGCACCCCUCCAGCCACACAUCUGGGCCGAACAGCACCUUGGAACCCAGCCUGGCCAGGCCAACACGAGGGCCACAUUCUCCCGAGGACCCCAGGCAGAGCCAGGAGAGAAGCCCCUCGCUGGUCAGGAAGGCCUCUGCCGCAAGGGGACACUGGACAGCCCGAGCGGACAGGAGGCAGCUCCCCUCUCACAGAUCUGCCCAGCCAAGCGUCCCCUCCGUGCACGGCUCCCCCAGCCCACCCAUCAGCCCUCCGGUAAGCCCCACGGUGCUCAGCCCCCCAGAGACGAAGGAAGGAGCCUCGCCCCCACCCUGGCACAAGCCGCCCAGCACUGCCCCCGCGAGCCCACCCGCACAGCACAAGGCCUCCAGCCCCCCUACCCGGCACACAGAAGCGAGUUCCCCUUCCUCUGGCCCCUCCCCGUCCCCCCCAGUGUCCCCUGCUCAGGGGCCCCAGCAAACAAGAGACCCUGAGGACAGUCGGGCAGCCACAGCUAAAGCAUGUGGGAACACGUGUUCCAUAUUCUGCCCGGCCACCUCCUCUCUGUUUGAAGCUGCCCCGCCCCCUUCAGCAGCCCACCCACGCACCCCAGCCUCGCUGCCCCCUGAAGCCGGCGGCCCUCGGGGGACCCCCGCAGGAGGCUGGAGGAGCUCGGGGCCACGGCUGAGGGCGGGCUCCCAGCGGGGCCCGGCUCUGUGUGCCCUCAACCCUCAGCCUUUCAUCAGAAGGACGGCUUCUGACCGCCGGCCGAGUAUCCGCCUCGGGCUGCCUGUCCCCGGUGCCACCUGCGACGCUUGGGAAUCCGCACUCAGCAGGAGCAGCAGCAGUGAGGAGAGCCCCAGGAAGGACACAGAGCCAUGCAACAGCCCCUGUGCCCCAGAACUGAGGGGCAGUGGCAGGGCCGCCUCUCCCCCAGAACUCUGCGUGUUGGGCCACGGGCUGCAACGGGAGGCCAGAACCAGCCGCGCCCAGGACAAGCCUCAACAGAAGGAAGUAGCCUGACAGGCCAACCAACAGGGUCACACGGAUGCCAGUCACCCCAGAAGGCGAUGGGUGACAGCCAAGCACCAGACUGUCCCCUAGAGGGUGGGUCAACCAAACUCCUACUCCUAGAAAGAUCCGGAAGGUGCACUGCCCCGAGAGUCUGCUAAAUUCUAAACCUUUGCCAUUUUCAGGCCCAGAGUCUGGUUUGCCUUGGGGUACAAAGGCUAACUAUAACUUUGGACCCCCCAGUGACACUCUUUAAUCCUUCGAGUACUGGCCUUAAUGUAGGGGAAAAUGCAUUUGUCGAAUGCUUGAUGAGCUGGGGGGUUUUACCUGGGUUGGUUUCCUGGACUCAAUUAAUCCGCACAACGAAGAAUGAAGCAGAUAGCAUUCUCCGGGUUUUGCAGAUAAGAAAACCAAAGUGCCCCUUCCCCCAAGCCCGAAAGAGUCUUGCCUGAGGUCACACAGCUAGGAAGAGAACAGAGCAAAAAUUCCAACAGGUGUGGCUGGCCCCAGAAUCCCUUGUUUCUCGUUCCAGUCUCGCUCCAUCUGCCUAAAGCAAACCUAGUCUACAAAUGGUUGGAAAGCCUUGUGGUUUUUUUUAAGGUUAAAUAGUGUCACUGCAUUCAAGUCACCGUUGAGAGCUUUGUUUAGAAGCUGACUGCUCCAGAGAUGGGAAGACUGACGUGGAAUUAAGACACACACCCUCCUUCCUCUCCUCCCUCCCAAGCACAGACCCAAAGCCCUCAACACCAAGCUUCCAGCCCACUCCUGCGGCUGAGCGGCCUCGGAUUGUGUCUCAGAGGCAGGCGUGUCUCGGAUGCUCUGCCCCACGCAUCCACAUGCCUCUCAAACUGGGUGGGUGCAACCAAGCCUUGCAAACAAGCAGCCUAUUCUCCACGCCCCGCAGGGGCUGGAGCUCAGGAGGAUGUGCACACACGCACGUACACGCAGGCACACAAACACUCGUGCGCCUGCCAGUCUCCCCCAGGGGCUUCUCGGCCAACUUUAUUCCCAAGUCAUCCGCACAACUUCUGCCGAGGUUAAAAUGGAAGUGAAGAACUACCGUGCAUGCCAAUGCGCUAGAUAUUAGCUGCAGAUCUUGGAAUGUUUCCAUGGGUGGCUGCGGAGUGCUUUCUAUUUAGAAAUGAAUUUGCAAUAAUUCGGUGAUUCAGUGGCGGCUCAGUGGGUUGUCAAAAGACAAGAAUUCUCACCCACGGGGUACAGCUA
Leptonychotes weddellii (Weddell seal) is the source of this 5124-nucleotide messenger RNA. RefSeq names its product photoreceptor cilium actin regulator (gene PCARE). Gene Ontology annotation, cellular component: photoreceptor outer segment; photoreceptor inner segment. The record is from RefSeq and is a predicted model, not a curated record. Lineage: Eukaryota; Metazoa; Chordata; Mammalia; Carnivora; Phocidae. Gene Ontology annotation, biological process: protein localization to photoreceptor outer segment; photoreceptor cell outer segment organization.